AUGAAGCGCCGCCGGAGCGCAGCUCUUGCCGGAUGGGAUCCGAACUGCAAGGAUGCAGAAGUCGAGGUGGAGCAAGAUCCACUGACUGGAGGUUGCUACAGGGUGGCCUGUGCAACCACUCAGCGAGCCUGGAUUGGGCUGCGUGGACGCCCUGGUGUCGUGACAGGCCAGUACUGCUUUGAAGUGAAGGUCACCGAGGGUCUUCUCAGAGUUGGCUGGUCCUCGUCAACUGCCUCACUGGCGCUGGGUACGGACGCGGAAGGCUUUGGCUUUGGAGGCACCGGGAAGAAGAGCCAUCGCAACAAGUUUGCUGACUACGGCGUUCCCUUUGAAGCUGGCGACGUGGUCACCUGCUGCUUGGAUCGAGUCCUGCGCCAGAUAAGCUUCGGUGUCAAUGGCGUCUGGCAUGGAAAGGCCUUUGACGUUCCCAAGGCCUGGGAUGGCAUAGCGCUGUUCCCAGCAAUGUGUUCGCGGGAAGCCUUCAGAGCCACAGGCUACUUCGGCUGCCCAGAUCACCCAAAGGUUCCCUAUGGCUGCGACUUCUGGCCGCUAGGUGCAGCUUACGAAGAGGAUGUUGUCGAAUCUUCAGCUGGCCCUGUGCCGGACGAGCUUCCUUGCCUCGAGGAGUCGGCCGAGCGCCUCGGCGCCCGUCGCGGCCGCUUUGCAAAGAUGGCCCGCGUAGAUCAGGAUUUGAAGCUGGUUUCCAAUCAUCAGCCAGUGGUGCGUAUGGUGCCCCAAAGGUCGGGGCCCCUUGUCGGCCGAUGCCGCGCCCUGGAACGAGGCUACCUGCGUGAUGCCACAAAACUGCGUGAUCCAGAGCAGAUUCGGCCUUUACCAGUGCUCCGUGAGGCCCUGCAGCACGCUCUCUCAGCGGGCCGUGCAUGGUCCUGGGAGGCAGAGAUGCUGAGAGCCAUCCGACAGGACAUCACGGUCCAGCAUUUGGAUGCAGACUUUCUGGAGGAGGUAUGCGAGGUGUCAUGCCUCCGCGCGCUGGCCAACGGCGACUGGCCAGUCUUCGUUUCCUGCUCGUCGACCCUGAAGAAGCGUCCGCGUGCUGCAGAGCUUCGCUGGCUUUCCCUGCUGGGGAAGCCGCCCGUUCUGGCAGCAGCACUGCAAACCAUGCCACGGGAGGACACCGUGUCGGGCUAUGUGCGCGCAACUCUGGCAGACCUGAGUGUCGGUCUGUGGACGCGCGCUUUGAAGCGGACAGCUCCGAAUGAGACAGCUCAGCAAGCCUUCGACGUUGCUGUGAAGCCCUCAGCCAAGGUGCAGCUCCUGUGCGCAGUCUGCAAGGCUUGCCCCAAGGUCCAAGACUUGACUCUGCAGCAGCUGGGUAUUGAUAGCUUGCCCGCUGGCAUGAACUUCACGGAUGGCGUGCUGGAUGGGAAGGAGGCGCUUCUCCAGGCCCAGGAGGCACUGCGGACAGUGCGGCGGCCGCAGCAGCGCCUGGAUCUCAGCUGGUGUUCUUGGAAGGAAGCACACCUCCUCCUGCAAACCAGCUAUGUGCAGCACGUACCAAACCUCUUCAAUGCCGAGGACAAGACACAGAUCCUUGAGGUGUCGACCUCUGCAGCGCAGGCUGCAGGAUGCAGCGACCCAGCAGAGGUUUUCGCCUUCUUCACGGAGCAGUGUCGCAAGAACCUGCACCUCGUUCUGGCCUUGUCACCAAUUGGUGAGGCAUUCCGGCGUCGGGUGAGGAUGUUCCCAGCCAUUGUCAACUGCUGCACUAUCGACUGGUUCAUGGAGUGGCCAGAGGAAGCCUUGCGUGGAGUAGCGAGCCAUUUCUUGCAGAAGGUGGACCUGUCGCAGGAUGUUUUCACCGGUGUGGUGGAGAUCUGCGUCCGAAUGCAAGAGUCCGUCUUCGAGCUCACCGACCGCUUCCGCCGUGAGGUGCAGCGCCACUACUACGUGACGCCGACAUCAUACCUGGAGCUCAUCAACUCCUUCAAGGAUGUGCUGGCAAGCAAGCGUGACGAUGUUUCUGGCGCAAAGCGCCGCUAUGAUGAUGGCCUUGAGAAGGUAAUCUCCACCGAAGAGCAGGUGAAGACAAUGUCAAUUCAGUUGGAAGAGAUGAGACCCGUCCUGAAGCAGACAUCCGCCGAAACUGCAGAUCUAAUGACUGUAAUCGAGCACAAGCAAGAAGAGGCCUCUGCAACGCAGGCGAUUGUUGCAAAGGAGGAGGAGGCAGCAUCCCAACAGGCAGAGGCAUCCCGGACAAUGAAGGAGGAGUGCCAGGCAGACCUGGACAAGGCCCUGCCAGCACUGAACGCUGCCUUGGAUGCGCUCAAAAGCUUGAAGAAAGGUGACAUCGUGGAGGUGAAGAACAUGAAGUCCCCUCCAGAAGGUGUAAUUACGGUCUCGAAGGCUCUUUGCUGGAUGUUCGAUGUCAAGCCGAAGAAGGUCACUGCAGAAGAUGGCCGCACCAAGAUCGAUGAUUACUGGGAGCCCUCCAAGAAGAGCCUGUGGGGUGAUCCAAAGAUGUUGGACCGGCUUCUAGGAUAUGACAAGGACCACAUUCCAGUGGAGGUGAUCGAGAAGUUGAAGCCUUUGGAAGACGAUCCAGAGUUCGAUCCAGAGGUCAUACAGAAAGCGUCCACGGCCGCAAAGGGCAUUUGCAAGUGGGUCCGCGCCAUGAUUGUCUAUGAUGGUGUUGCAAAAGUUGUGGGUCCCAAGAAGGAGGCCUUGGCGCAGGCAGAAUCGGAGUUGGCCAAGGUGAUGGGAGUUCUCAACGAGAAGAAGGCCGAGUUGAAGGCUGUGCAGGACAAUGUCUCGCAGCUCCUCGCCGAUUUCGAAGCAGCCAGAAAAAGGAAAGACGAGCUGGCUGUGGAGGUGGAGGAUUGUAGCAAGCGCCUGGUGCGAGCAGAGAAGCUUAUCAGCGGUUUGGGAGGUGAGAAGACACGCUGGAUAGAGUCUUCCAAGCGGUUGGGGGAGCAGUACACAAAUCUCACUGGAGAUGUUCUCAUCGGCUCCGGCAUCAUUGCCUACCUUGGAACGUUUACUGGCCGGUAUCGCGUGGACACUGUGAAGAGCUGGGUCCAGCUCAUGAAGGAGAACCAGCUUCCAUCAGCGCAGGAGUUCUCUCUGCGCACCGUCCUUGGGGAUGAGGUGCAGAUCCGCCAGUGGGUCAUUGACAAGCUUCCGAACGAUCAGGUGUCUGUGGAGAAUGCCAUCAUCAUCCAGAGGUCUAGAAGGUGGCCGCUGAUGAUCGACCCGCAGUUGCAGGCCAACCAGUGGGUGCGGAAGACCUUUGCAGGGAGAGGCGAGCAGCUACGCAUUCUCCGUCUGACGCAGAACUACGCACGUGAGCUUGAAGGCCUGAGAAGCACCUAA
Symbiodinium pilosum is the source of this 3330-nucleotide messenger RNA. The record is from the annotation of a GenBank genome assembly. Lineage: Eukaryota; Dinophyceae; Suessiales; Symbiodiniaceae.